Sporothrix schenckii 1099-18 is the source of this 297-nucleotide messenger RNA. RefSeq lists its product as uncharacterized. The coding region runs from base 1 to 297 and encodes 98 amino acids. The transcript has a single exon. The record is from RefSeq and is a predicted model, not a curated record. NCBI's taxonomy places the organism in Eukaryota, Fungi, Ascomycota, Sordariomycetes, Ophiostomatales, Ophiostomataceae.
AUGACCGAUGACUGGUUGUCGCAAAUCGACAAAUGCGGCAACCAGGCCCGGCUCUAUGGGGGAGAGGCGGGAUGCACAGAAAACGACGUGCAGAAAGAGGAAGCAGCUCGGAAAAAGGACGAGCAAAAGGAAGCAGAAAAGCAAAGCAGUCGAUUGGCCGGCGACGACGACGUUGGACCAGGGCGAAGAAAGGCCAAAGCAGCGGCUUGCUUUGUCUGGCUCCGAACGAGAAAUGGCCGGUCGAUUUUCUUAUUUUUGGACCUUUCUUUUCCGAAGCUAGCUUCUAGCUCCUGGUGA